AUGAAACCAGUUCUGGGAAUGAAAUUUGAAUCACCAGAACAACUGAAAUUUUCUUUGGUUAAUUAUGUUGUAGCUAAUGGGUACCAGUUCUGGUACUACAAAAAUGACUGUCAGUCCUUGCUAGUGAAAUGUGAUAGAAAUAUGGAGGAAGGUAGGUGUUCAAGCAAGAAAGGCAAUAAGAAUAAGAUAGUAGGAAGACAGGCAAGAAAUUUGAAGAUGGGAAAAGGGUCAACUGAAAAAAAGAUCAAAACACUAAUAGAUGAGGAUUAUUGUUUAAGAAAGUAUAACUUAGGGCCUUUAGUAACAUGUAAAUGGAUUGCAGUGCAUUAUGCAAAGAGGAUACUUGAGGAUCGUAAGUUAACUUAUAGAACUUUGCAACGGGAUAUCAAGGAGAGGUUUUUGAUAGAUGUUUCCCUUGGACAAUGUAAAAAAGGAAAGCUUUGGGCUCUUCAUGAUUAUGGGGGUGGUUUAAAAGAGCAUUAUGCAAAAUUAUGGGACUACAGACAGGAACUUUUGAGAUCAAACCCAAGUUCAACAAUUGCAUUGGAUGUGGAUUCAGAUGGAAGCCCAUACUUUAAUAGAAUGUAUAUUUGCUUCAAAGGUGUGAAGGAUGGAUGGUUGAGUGGGUGUAGGAAGGUAAUUGGAAUAGAUGGAUGUUUUUUAAAGUCAACAGUCACAGGUAUGUUGCUAACUGCUGUGGGCAGGGAUGCAAAUAACCAAAUGUAUCCUAUAGCAUGGGCAGUGGCUGGAGCUGAAAACAAAGAUACAUGGAAUUGGUUCCUAUCCUUAUUGCAUGAUGAUUUGAGCUUGAAUGAGGGGACAAAUUUGACUAUAUUUUCAGAUGGACAUAAGGAUUGUUGGAAGCAGUUGGUACAUGGCUUCCCAAUGCAGAACACAGGCAAUGUGAAUCUGUUUUGGGAUGCUGCUUAUGCAACAAUUGAGGAACACUUUCUCAACAGGAUGGAAGAGAUCAAGAACAUGGACCAGAUGGCUUAUGACUACUUGAUUGAAAGGAACCCCAACACAUGGUGCAGAGCAUUCUUUCAAAUGGACAGAUCCUGUGCAACAUUUGAAAAUGGUAUUGUUGAAAGUUUUAAUUCAAAGUUAGUUGAUGUUAGACAUAAACCAAUUAUUACCAUGUUUGAAGAGAUUAGGGUGUAUGUAAUGCAAAGGUUAGUUACUAUGAGUAAGCUAGCUAUUGAUUUAGAAGACUCUAUAUGUCCAUCAAUUAGGAAACACAAAGAAGUAAUGAAAACACAAUCUGCAAGAUAUUGGAGGCUUAUGGUUAGUGGAUACCAGGAAUAUGAAGUGUACAAAGUAGAUGAUUCUCUUGAUGUGAACUUGCAAACAAAAAAGUGUGAUUAUAGAAUGUGGGAACUCAGUGGGCUACCAUGUGUACAUGCUGUUGCAGCAUAUAUGUUUAUCAAAAUGGACCCAACUGAGGGAGUAAGUCCAUGGUUUGAGAAGGCAAAGUGGCAAGAUGCUUAUGCAUACUCAAUUAGGCCAGUGAGGGGCUCAACACAUUGGAGAAAGGUGAGAAAUGAACCACCUUUACCACCUAUCCAGAAGAAAAUGCCAGGAAGGCCCAAGAAAAAGAGGGUAAGACAUGCAACAGAAGAUCCUAUUAGAGUGUCAAGGGUUGGAAGACAAAUGACUUGUAAGAUAUGCAAUGAAAAAGGUCAUACCAGGAGGACAUGCAAACUGAAACCAUCAUCCAGUUCAGCUGCACAGGAGACACAACAAAUGGAAGAGGAUGCAGAUCCUAUACCUCAGGAAAUGGACAGAAAUGCAGAACAUGAUGAGCAUGUACAUAUGGAAGAGGGUGCAGAUCCUAUACCUCAGAAAAUGGACAGAAAUGCAGAACAUGAUGAGCAUGUACACAUGGAAGAGGAAAUGGAUAGAAAUGCAGAAAUGGACACCAAUGUGGAAGAGCAUUUGGAUGAUUUUGCUACACAAGAAGACCAGAAUGAUUUUGCUACACAAGAAGACCAGAAUAUGUCACAAUCCUCCAACAAAAGAAAGAAGCCCAAACGUAGAAACCCAUCACAAAGGAUUGCUAGAAUGAAGCUGGCAAAGGUAGUUGUUGCUAAGGAUGGUAGUGGUACCUCAUCAAAGCCAAUUGUGAUGGAGUAA
Erigeron canadensis is the source of this 2133-nucleotide messenger RNA. RefSeq lists its product as uncharacterized. The transcript is spliced from 6 exons. The coding region runs from base 1 to 2133 and encodes 710 amino acids. The record is from RefSeq and is a predicted model, not a curated record. Lineage: Eukaryota; Viridiplantae; Streptophyta; Magnoliopsida; Asterales; Asteraceae. Gene Ontology annotation, molecular function: zinc ion binding.